Agrilus planipennis (emerald ash borer) is the source of this 1585-nucleotide messenger RNA. RefSeq names its product myrosinase 1-like. The record is from RefSeq and is a predicted model, not a curated record. Gene Ontology annotation, biological process: carbohydrate metabolic process. Bases 13 to 1491 code for a protein of 492 amino acids. Gene Ontology annotation, molecular function: beta-glucosidase activity. The transcript is spliced from 8 exons. NCBI's taxonomy places the organism in Eukaryota, Metazoa, Arthropoda, Insecta, Coleoptera, Buprestidae.
CUCAUUAGAAAAAUGAAAGUUUUACUGUACAUCUUCGGUCUUCUCGUUUUCAGUUUUGGGACUCAUGGUGACUCAAUAUAUCAAUUCCCGGAUGACUUCCUAUUCGGAACCGCUGCAGCUGCUUACCAAAAUGAGGGAGCUUGGAAUGUUAGUGGAAAGGGACCUAGCAUCUGGGAUACUUUUACGCAUCUACAUUCAGAGUUUGUAGUAGACCAUAGUAAUGGGGACGUUGCUUGCGAUGCUUACCACAAAUUUAAAGAAGAUGUUCAAAUUUUGAAAGAAUUGGGAGUAAAAUUUUACAGAUUUUCAAUAGCUUGGACAAGAAUAUUUCCAACAGGCCUACCACAUAAUCCCAAUGCUGAUGGAAUAGCCUUUUAUAAUGCCCUUUUAGAUGAAUUACAAAAGAAUAGUAUAAUUCCAAUGGUUACAAUUUUCCACUGGGAUGUUCCACAACCUUUACAGAAUUUAGGAGGAUUCAUGAACCCAAAAAUGAUAGAUUACUACAUUGAAUAUGCUCGGGUUGCUUUUGAAAACUUUGGUGAUCGCGUGAGAUAUUGGAUAACUUUCAAUGAGCCAAAACAGUUUUGUCAGGAAGGCCAUGGAGAAGCGUAUUAUGCCCCGGCAUUAAAUAUGUCUGGAGUAGCGGAUUACUUGUGUGGCCAUAAUUUAUUAAGAUCUCAUGCGGCAGCGUACCAUCUUUACAAUGACAUUUAUCGACCUCUUUUUGGUGGUGAAAUCGGAAUUACAUUAAACGGACUUUGGUUUGAACCAAGUAACCCGCAAGAGGAAGAAGCUGCUGAAAGAAUGAGACAAUUCUAUCUUGGAUGGUGGGCGCAUCCAAUAUUUACAGCUGAAGGAGAUUAUCCUCCAGUAAUGAAGGAAUAUAUCGCAAAACGUAGUGCGCAGCAAGGUUUUAGAUGGUCACGCUUGCCAGAGUUUACAGCUGAAGAAGUUGAGUAUAUUAAAGGUAGUGCUGAUUUUUUGGGUUUCAACCAUUACAGUACUUUUUUGGCUGCCAACGCAGAGAAUGAUGACCUUACCAUCUCAUUUGCAAAUGAUCAUCAGGUUAAAACGUUCUUGGAUCCCAGUUGGCCAAAGGGAGCCUCAUCUUGGCUAUCGGUGGUUCCAUGGGGAUUUAGAAAAUUUUUGAAAUGGCUUCGAGACAGUUACGACAAUCCGUAUAUAGUAGUGACGGAGAAUGGUUAUUCUGAUUUAGGACAAAUCCAUGAUGCAGAACGGGUAUCUUACUAUGGGCAAUAUUUAGAAGCUCUUCUUCAAGCCAUAUACGAAGAUAAUGUUUCUGUUAUAGCAUAUGCUGCUUGGACAUUAAUGGAUAAUUUUGAAUGGUUUGAUGGAUAUAAAAGCCGUUUUGGACUUUACUACGUCGAUUUUUCUAGUCCCAAUCGUCCAAGAAUAGCUAAGGAUUCUGCAAGGUUCUACAAGUACGUAAUCGGAAACAACACUGUCGUUCCAUACAAGAAAGUUAACUGAGAAAGGACAAAUGAAACUACGAUAUGUAAAAGGAUUCUCAAUUUUCAUUACCUUUUUGUUUAAGUCACGAAGAAUAAAAACUCUUUUCAUUUGA